This is a messenger RNA of Limulus polyphemus (Atlantic horseshoe crab), 719 nucleotides long. RefSeq names its product ionotropic receptor 93a-like. The transcript is spliced from 4 exons. Bases 68 to 706 code for a protein of 212 amino acids. Gene Ontology annotation, cellular component: membrane. Gene Ontology annotation, molecular function: ligand-gated monoatomic ion channel activity. The record is from RefSeq and is a predicted model, not a curated record. Lineage: Eukaryota; Metazoa; Arthropoda; Merostomata; Xiphosura; Limulidae.
CAAUUUAAAAAUGAUUUAUAUUCCUUAUCAGUGAACAAAAUAUACCUGGCUGUCGAUUUUUCUUGCUAUGCUCAUUAUCAGCGUUAUAUUUUUCUUAAUAAAUCGUGUCAGCCCAUUCUACAAACUAUCUACAGACUUGGCCAAUAACCAGAAGUACUUCAGCUACUUGAACUGUUUGUGGUUGUCUUAUGGGACGAUGGUGCAGCAAGGGAGCAGUAUCAUACCGAAAGCUCAUUCAGCUCGACUUGUGUUAAUCACCUGGUGGCUGUCAGUUUUAAUCAUCAUCGCCACAUACAGCGGUAACCUCAUCGCUUUUUUAACUUUUCCUGAAGCCCGAUGGUUGGUUAGAGACUUGAAGGACGUCAUAGAAAACCCAAAUAUAAAUAUCAUGGUUGAAAGUGGGACUGCUUUAGUGGAGGAAAUUGAGAGUUCAAACGUCGCCCAGUUAGUAUCUCUCCGAAAUGCUCUUGAGAAUCGUCAGAGGGCUGCUCAGUCGUACCUCAACAGCAACGUCUUUGAUUUAGUAGCAACAGGAAAAGCAGUUUACCUUGAUGAGAAGAAUUUCAUGUCUCAGGCCAUGCUGGAAGACUUCAUACGAGAGGGGUUUUGUCGAACUUCUAUCACCUCUAAACCCUUUCUGGAGAAGGAACUAGCUUUUUCCAUGCGCAGAGGAGAUCGAUUUAUUUCGAAAAUCAAUGCAGCGUAAGAGGAGUAAAUAU